AUGUCUACUCUCAAGACUGUUGCAAACUACUCUGUCCUCAUUCACCCUCCUGGCUUCUAUAUUAUCGGAUUUGAGACUUUUUCAAACGUCAGCGUCUACAUGAUAUUCCUGGCGUUUGUCUAUGUGGUUACGCUUGUGUUCAACAGUUUACUGAUGUACAUAAUUGCGCGUAACCAGUGCUUGCACACUCCAAAAUAUCUGGCCAUUGUCAACCUGGCAGUAGUUGAUAUCCUCUUCAACACAAGCAUCAUUCCCAGCAUGAUUAAGACCUUUCUCUUUAAGGACAACUUCAUCUCUUUUAACUUGUGCCUGGUUGAGAUGUACUCUUACUACACUUUUGGAUCCAUGGAGUCGUAUUCGCUCGCUAUCCUUGCCUAUGACCGCUUGAUUGUGAUAUGUUUACCUCUGCAUCAAAACUUAUUCAACACACUGACAAUAAUGUCUAGUAUUAUUGGAAUCACGUGGGUUUACAGUGCAGGAAGAAUGGCAUACAACGUAGCAAUGAUAGCGGAGCUGUCCUAUUGUAAUUCUGUGAGGGUGAUGAGUUAUUUCUGUGAUUAUGCACCUGUGUUUAGACUCGCCUGUGAUGACAACUCUGCGCAGUGGGCCAUAGCUUCAACUUCUAGUUUGGUGAACCUCUUACUCCCCUUUACUUUCAUCCUUCUGUCUUACAGCACCAUCCUGGUGACUGUGUUCAGGAUGAAAUCAGUGACCAACAGGAUGAAAGCUCUUGGAACUUGUGUUGAGCACUUCAUUCUUGUUGGUAUAUUUUACAUUCCCAUAUUCUCUAUCUUCCUCUAUGGGCUUUAUUUUGGAGCCAUGGAUCCAGACGUGCGUGUGCUGAGCCUGUCGCUAGCAUCUUGCCUCCCACCUUGCAUCAAUCCUAUUUUGUAUUCUCUAAAAACCAAAGAGAUUAAAACAAGAGCUGUGGCACUAGUCCGUAGGAUGAAAACAAGCCCUUGA
Messenger RNA from Mugil cephalus (flathead mullet), 963 nucleotides. RefSeq names its product olfactory receptor 5B2-like. Gene Ontology annotation, molecular function: olfactory receptor activity; G protein-coupled receptor activity. Gene Ontology annotation, biological process: G protein-coupled receptor signaling pathway. The transcript has a single exon. The coding region runs from base 1 to 963 and encodes 320 amino acids. The record is from RefSeq and is a predicted model, not a curated record. Gene Ontology annotation, cellular component: membrane. NCBI's taxonomy places the organism in Eukaryota, Metazoa, Chordata, Actinopteri, Mugiliformes, Mugilidae.